UUUAACUACCCCGAGGUGUUGCUCUUGUCGAAAUAUUCCAGUAGUCAUGCUGACUCUUGAGGCUUUGCAACAGGCCCUCUCCAGCUGGGACUCCCCCAGGCUAAAGAUCCUGGCCAUUUCAAGUGCAGUGGGAGUGGGGGGGCUGAUGAUGCUCCUCCUGUUUCGUCGGAAGAGGACAAAGACCAUCCCCAUGGGCGACGGCUGGUGGGGAGCAGGUGCAAAGCCACUCUCAGAGGAUGAAAACAUCUACCCCUUUGUGGUCAGCACGUCCGAUGAGGAAAUUCAGGAUCUGUACAAUCGUAUUGACCAGACCAGGUUCACUGACCCACUAGAAGACGUACGCUUUCACUAUGGUUUUAACUCCACCUACCUCAAAAAAGUGGUGUCCUAUUGGAGGAACCAGUUUGACUGGAAGAAGCAAGUUAAGGUCCUCAACAAAUACCCUCACUUUAAAACCAAAAUUGAAGGGCUGGACGUGCACUUUGUCCGGGUGCGCCCCACCCACCAGCGGGACGGCCAGGUGGUCCGACCCCUGAUGCUGGUCCACGGGUGGGGUGGGUCCUUUUUUGAAUUCUACAGGAUCUUGCCAUUGCUGACUGAGUCCCAGGAUUGCCUAGUGUUUGAGGUGAUCUGUCCAUCCAUCCCUGGGUAUGGCUUCUCUGAGGCCCCCCACAAGCAGGGAUUUAACAGCAUGGCGGCUGCGCGGGUCUUCCUGAAGCUGAUGGAGCGGCUGGGCUUUUCCCAGUUCUACCUGCAGGGCGGCGACUGGGGCUCCCUCAUCACCACCAACAUGGCCCAGAUGAAACCAGAGUCAGUGAAAGGCCUGCACUUGAACAUAUUCCCUGUGAUGCGAGGAGGGGUGGGCAUGCUGCUGGCCGUGAUCAUCGGGCCUUACCUGCCUUUCCUGGUGGGCUUAACCCGGGAGGACGUCAGACGGCUCUUCCCCUACAUGGAGAGGAACGUGUACGAUAUGCUGAGGGAGUCAGGGUACCUGCACAUCCAAGCCACCAAGCCUGACACUGUAGGCUGUGCAGUGAACAACUCUCCUGUGGGUCUGGCAGCCUACCUCCUGGAGAAGUUCUCCACUUGGACUGAUUUCCAAAACAGAGAUCUGGAAGAUGGGGGAUUGGAGAGAAAGUUUACCCUGGAUGAUCUCCUGACUAAUGUAAUGCUGUAUUGGACUACGGGAUCUGUAGUGUCCUCAAUGCGCUUCUACAAAGAGAACAUGAAGGAGAACAUUCAGACGAGAGUGGAUGCCAGGACGGGGGUGUAUGUGCCUACGGGGCUGGCAGUAUUUCCGCACGAAAUGCUUCACUGCCCCCUGACAUGGGCUCGCUGGAGGUACAAAAACAUCCAGUCCUACUCCUACAUGCCCCGCGGGGGUCACUUUGCUGCCUUUGAGGAACCACAGCUGCUUGCCGACGACUUCAAGCAGUUCGUCAAGAAAGUGGAAGAUGUAUAA
Messenger RNA from Megalops cyprinoides (Indo-Pacific tarpon), 1462 nucleotides. Its product is annotated as epoxide hydrolase 1-like. Lineage: Eukaryota; Metazoa; Chordata; Actinopteri; Elopiformes; Megalopidae. Gene Ontology annotation, biological process: epoxide metabolic process; arachidonate metabolic process. The record is from RefSeq and is a predicted model, not a curated record. The transcript is spliced from 9 exons. The coding region runs from base 47 to 1462 and encodes 471 amino acids. Gene Ontology annotation, molecular function: epoxide hydrolase activity.